Protopolystoma xenopodis is the source of this 1251-nucleotide messenger RNA. The record is from the annotation of a GenBank genome assembly. NCBI's taxonomy places the organism in Eukaryota, Metazoa, Platyhelminthes, Monogenea, Polystomatidea, Polystomatidae.
CUUACCUCGGCCCUCCAGAUGGCAGCUGCUGUCGGCCUACUCUCUGUACUCCAGAAGACAAUUUCUCCAGACCAGCAUGAGCUCGAAGUUGCUCAGCAUUUUCUUGAAGAGGCUGCCAAAAGCAAUCUGCCUGCUCUACUUACACAGCUUAGUGACAUUCUCGCAGAUGUGAAAAAUGACCCAGUUGUACGUAUGCAAGCUGGCCUUCAACUCAAGAACGCUUUAUAUUCCAAAGAUGAAGCGAUUAACAAAGUUUAUCAAAAUCGAUGGCUUCAAUUCCCUCCUGAUCAGCGAGAACACAUAAAACAAAAUUGCUUCUCCACUUUAGGCACGGAAGGGAGUGGACGGAGUUCAGCUGCACAGUGCGUGGCAUAUAUAGCUUGCGCUGAAAUACCUGUUAAGCAAUGGCCUCAUUUAAUCGUCAGUUUGUGUCAAAAUAUCCUACGUCCAGACGCCAGUGAAAGUUUGAAGCAUGCCACUCUUGAGGCCAUGGGAUACAUAUGUCAAGAUAUAGUUCCAGAAAUAUUGGUUUCCCAGUCUAAUGAGAUUCUGACUGCUAUUAUAUGCGGCAUGAAGAAGGAUGAACCAAGUGAAAAUGUGCGCCUAGCUGCCACUACUGCCUUGCUUAAUUCUCUCGAAUUCACCAAACAUAAUUUCGACAUUGAGAAUGAGCGAAAUUAUAUAAUGACGGUAGUGUGCGAAUCAACUCAGUCACCUAAUCCACAAAUUCGAGUUGCAGCUCUUCAAUGUCUCGUAAAAAUUAUGUCUCUUUACUACUGUCAUAUGGAAAUGUACAUGGGGCAGGCCCUUUUUGCUAUAACUUAUGAUGCAAUGAACAGCGACAUCCCUGAAGUGGCCCUUCAAGGGAUUGAAUUCUGGUCCACGGUUUGCGACGAAGAACUUGAUUUGGCUCUUGAGGCAACUGAAUGCAUGUCCAAAGGUGUUCCCCCAGCAAUAUCCAGUAAAUUUUAUGCGAAGGGUGCACUCGAACAUAUUACGCCAAUUUUGAUGAGGAUAAUGGCUCAGCAGGAUGAAGCGGCCGAUGAUGACGAUUGGAACCCAAGUAAGGCAGCUGGUGUUUGUCUCGUUCUCUUGGCACAGUGCUGCGAGGACUCUAUUGUUCCAUUGGUUAUUCCUUUCGUGAAUGACAAUAUAAAGCAUGAAAAUUGGAGAAUGCGAGACGCAGCAAUAAUGGCAUUCGGAAGCAUUCUUGAAGGCCCCAAUACCGAUGCUCUCAAGGUAAAUCAAUGA